This is a messenger RNA of Suillus bovinus, 482 nucleotides long. RefSeq lists its product as uncharacterized. Gene Ontology annotation, cellular component: large ribosomal subunit; ribosome. Gene Ontology annotation, biological process: translation. Gene Ontology annotation, molecular function: structural constituent of ribosome. The coding region runs from base 77 to 334 and encodes 85 amino acids. The record is from RefSeq and is a predicted model, not a curated record. Lineage: Eukaryota; Fungi; Basidiomycota; Agaricomycetes; Boletales; Suillaceae. The transcript is spliced from 2 exons.
CCGAACUUCGGCACGAGCAGUGCAGCCACGGGAUCUAGACUUUGAAUUUAGUUUCAUACAAUUGCAUCCUGAUACCAUGUUCCUCUCGCGCCUCAUAACGACUGCAAAACAAUUCUCCACAUCCGCCGUCACCAGUUUCCCAAAACUCAAGACGCACAGCGGUACAAAAAAAAGGUGGAGGGCGUUAAGCAAUGGCAAGUUCAAACGCGCACACGCAGCACACGCGCAUUUGAACGUCACUAAGAGACCAGGGCGUAAGAACGCACUAUGCCAGACGGCGUAUUCCAGCGGGGCGCAGACACCAACACUGAAAAAACUCAUGCCCUACGCCUAGCCCUACUUAUUCUAUAGGUCGGUUCCUCGUUUUGAGCUGGGGAGCAUUGCGCUCAUCACCUUCAGAUACUCUGUACUUUCUAUAUAAUCAACAUUUGUUUUAUCAAGAGUGCAUGUCUGCAAUAUACAUGACACUGUCGACAACAUAU